GUUGCCGCGAAUUCGGAAGCGCUUCUCGCAUAUUUCGGGGGCAGUGUGGGGGAGAUGCAAUGGCCCUGCAUAAUUCAGAUUGCGACAUUUGUCUUCGUCUGGUUCAAUGUUACUGCGCAAACGUCUCUGGUUCAGAAAAGUUGGAUUCACCAUGUCCAAUGCCAAUACUUUCUAGCACCAUGAAAGACAGUCCACAUUCACGGGCCCCUAAGAAGCCAUGGCGACAACAAGGAUAUUGACUGCUGCUAGCAACAAAUUGCUUUGCACCUCAGCAAUUGCGUGUGGUGGAAAGACAUCAGGAGUGCUUGAAUCUUGCGUCUUCUGUCCGAGCUCUCUUCAAUCUGAAAAGCUAUCUCAGCACUUACCACCACUUUUCAAAUCAGAUUUUUGUAGCUGCCAGCCUCAGAAGUCGUUCCAACCAUCAAAAGUUGCAGGAAGGCGUGUUUCACAGACUUUGCCAAAAAAAGUUAAUUCUGCAUUGUCUGGGCAAGCUGACGUGGGGGAUCAACACCCUGAUGUCCAGGACGAAGCAGCCAGGCAACAUGCACUGCGGCCGCAUCUGGUCAACUGCCCCCGCAGGGGGGUCAUUGGGAACUCCCGUUAUGCUGUGCGACUUCGGAAGGAAAUCGUGCAGGCAGCAAAAGACAAGAACAGGAGCCCUGUCCUUUUCUUCGGCGAGCCUGGCCUGGAGAAGGACGGAUACGCAGCUCUGGUGCAUUUCGGCACCCCUAACCGCUCCAAGAAUAUGGUGCGUCUUGACUGCCAUCGCCUGGGCCGCAGCGCCGUUGAGCUUUUUGGAAGCAGGGCCCGGCCCGGGCUCCUGCACUGGCUGGGGGACGGGACUCUUCUGCUAGACAACGUGCUUCAGGCUCAUCCCGUGUUCCUGCAAAACCUCGUGGAUCUAUUGCGCACGGGCACCUACCGACCCGCAUCGAGCACCCGUCUCGAAGCCUGGGCUCAGCCAGAUGAAGGGGUGACAAUGGAACCGGUGCGGCACAGCCAGGCGCGCAUCAUCUUGACGGCCGAAGGGACGGUUCCGGCGCUCGAGCACCUGGUGACGGUGAUCAAGGUCCCCCCCAUCCGCGUGCGCCCCUCCGACAUCCCCCCCCUCACCGCCUACUUUCUGCGCCAGUACUGCGCGCAGCACGGCGCGCGCCCCAUUGUGCCCACCUCGGAGGCGCUGCGCGCGCUGGAGACGAGCCCCUUCCCCGGAAACGUGCGCGAGCUCCAGGCGGUCCUGGAGCGGGCCGCGCAGAACAUGGCGGACGGCGAGACGCGGCUCACUGCGGACGUCCUGUGGAAUACCGCCAAGCAAGGCCACGACCCCUUCCGCCUGGACCUGCUCAAGGCGUACCCCCCCCUGCGCUCCUUCCUCCGCAGCGACUUCUGGCCACGGGAGAUCAACUUCGGCUUCACCACCUACGUUUUCGCGGCAACCGUGGCGCUACUGCUGUUCGGGCCUCAAGACCGAGAGCACAACGUCGCGCUAACCGUCUUCUGGGCCUACUGGUGGCCCGUCCUCUUUCUGAUCUACCCCUUUUUGGGCCGGGUCUGGUGCUCGGUCUGCCCGUUUAUGAUCUAUGGCGAACUGGUGCAGAAGUGGAGACUGGGCACGGGAGCCAAGCUCUUACAGUGGCCUAGAGAAACAGCCGAGACCUGGGGCCCCUGGUUCCUGGUGUCCCUCUUCGGUGCGAUCCUGGUCUGGGAGGACGUGUGGCACCUCAGCUCGCACGCCGCGCUCUCCGCCGGCCUCCUCUUAUUGAUUACGUCAGGCGCCGUCAUCUGUUCCGCCGUCUUCGAGCGCCGGCUGUGGUGCCGCUACCUGUGCCCCAUCGGCGGAAUGAACGGACUCUUCGCGAAAAUGUCGAUGACCGAAGUGCGCGCGCGCCAGGGCGUCUGCACCGCCACGUGUCAGACGUACCACUGCUACAAGGGCGGCCCGGCGGAGCCCCCCGAGGGCUUAUCCACCGGUGGCUGUCCUGUUCACUCGCACCCGGCGCAGCUCCCGGACAACAAGAACUGCGUCCUGUGCAUGGACUGCCUCAAAGCGUGCCCCCACACAAGCGUGGAAUUCAACCUGAGACCCCCCGGAGUGGAUCUGUGGACCGGUCACAAGCCGGCCACGUCAGAGGUUACGCUCAUGUUCAUGCUGCUAGGGGGAGUGUACCUCCACCGCGCACCGCACCUCAUGAGUCAACUCGGACUCGAGCCUCUCCUCCUCGACUCAAAGCCUAUCCAUGUGGGGAUCGCUUUGGCGCUUCUGUCCCUCCCUGGCUUUGUUGCUUUCGGAGUGGACUCAGCGACCCGCUUCUACUCCGAAACGCGGCGGGCCGUUAAACCCGCGCCGUUUCUGCACCUGGCGUAUGGGUAUCUUCCCUUAGUGUGGAGCGCUACACUCGCCCAUUACUUGUUCCUUUUCCUAGUCGAGGGAGGGACUCUUCUCCCCGUAACGGCAGCGACUGUCGGGUUUGAGGAUCUAGGACUUCCAAGUUUUGUGGCCGACUCUUCUGUUGUAGGAUUUCUUCAGGGGUCGGUUUUGAUGGCGGGGGCCGGUCUGAGCUUGGCCCUCACUCGUAAGCUAGGGAAACGACCAUGGAGCGCGUUGUGGCCCCAGUGCACGACGAUUGUGGCUUUCACGGCCGAGUUGUGGGCACUGAUUCUAUGAGAGAAGAGUAUGUUAGGGAGACAGUUGGUUAUGGGAUUCCUCAUGUGUGUAACAUCGAACACAAGAGUCUGCUUUGCAUAAACAGUGCUGGCUGACCUGAGACAUCGGCAGAUCGGUACUUGUAAGUGUGCAGUGGAGUUUGUUCCCGGAUGGACCGGUGAAAUAGGAUUCAUAGAAACAAGACUUGAAUUUGGAUGCACUCCAAAAACGCUUCGGUAGGACAAUAAGCCGUUAUUGGAAAGGUCGAAAGCUUUAGCUUACAUCAUUUGACUUGCAUCGGAGCAAUUGUGGCACGUAUGGACUUCAUCAUGGUUCCCUGGCAGCACACUCUAUCUCAAC
Messenger RNA from Klebsormidium nitens, 3004 nucleotides. The record is from the annotation of a GenBank genome assembly. NCBI's taxonomy places the organism in Eukaryota, Viridiplantae, Streptophyta, Klebsormidiophyceae, Klebsormidiales, Klebsormidiaceae.